GGAGGAGGCAGGCAGGCAGGCAGGCAGACAGGCAGGCAGGCAGGAAGGAAGGAAGGAAGGAAGGAAGGAAGAAAGGAAGACACGAACGGCGACGUGAAUUGUUCAUCGAGAAGUCACUUUUGGCCUGGCAGCCAGGAUGGCGAAGCCCGAGCAAGUUUUAAUUAUCGAGCCACAGGGCGAGCUACGGUUCAGGGGCCCAUUUACGGGAGGACCUGUCACGUCUUAUAUAAAACUAAUCAACCCAACGACUCACAAAGUAUAUUUUAAAAUAAAGACAACUGCCCCAAAGAGAUAUUGUGUACGUCCAAAUUCUGGAGCCCUCAAGCCAAAGGAUGUUACCGAAAUAGCGGUAUGCUUACAACCAUAUGAUUUUGAUCCGGCGGAGAAAAAUAAACACAAAUUUAUGGUGCAGACUGUAAUAGCGCCAGAUGAUGAUGAUGACGAAUAUCCAAUCGAUGUGUGGAAGGACAUAAAUCCAGAUCAGUUAAUGGACUCUAAACUGAAAUGCGUCUUUGAGAAUCCCGUGACCAAUACCACCACGGCUAAAACAACUGCAACUUCUACAACAACCAAGGCAGAUUCCAAUACGACUAACGGGAAGAACAAGGCAGUUGGCGAUUCAGUCAAAUCAUCACCGAAGGUGCUUGGUGAAACAGAAGAGAAAUUGUUAAAGGCAGCACAAGAGGUUAAUCAGCUUAGGGUAGAAGAAAGCACUCUUAGGCAGGAAAAUCUUCAACUUAGGGUGGCGAUGCGCGUCUGUCCGCAGGAAGAUUUAAUGAAGUGGCGAAACGUGGCACUGGGUAACGACGGUAACCUUGCAGCAGCUAGAGGUCUAACCUCGCACAGCAAUAGCCAGUUAUCUCCGACAUCAACUAGUGUCCUCAUCGCCAUCGCCAUGGUUAUAGUCGGCUACUUGCUGGGAAAACUAAUCUGAACAGCCUUCAUCUUAUUGUAUACCUCAGUGUAUCCCCACCGUCCCCGUGUGUUUUUUUGGCCUGUCCUCUGCCGUCACAUGCCAUCGUUCGAUCGCAGACACAGACUCCAGACAUUGCGUUACUCGAAUGUUCAUAAUAAACGCUAUAAACACGAACGGUAGUGGUCUACAUUAAUAGAGCUGCUCGUUACGGGUGUGUGUGCUUACAAGAGAUCCGAUAAGGGGCUUGAUUUGAAGAAAAAAAGAAAAAGAAAAAAAACAAGAGAAAAGAGUUGCUCAUUUAUGUUAUGUUUAAAGGAAAAAAGAAAUGUCCAGCGGCACACCGGUAGAAAGUCGAUUCAAAAGUACUAGGCGGUCGCUCGGUCAUUACUCUUGCGUUCUCUUGCGUUCGUUCGCAUAAUUACAUUUUCGUUUCCGCGCUUCCCACACAAGGUUUUCGCUUACGAUUUUCAAUUACCGACUGUAGCUUGCGCCUAUUAUUCUCGCGACGAAGAGAAAACAAAUCGUUAUUGGGAGAGUGUUCUGUCGCAAUGAUUGUAUCGCGCACAUUAUAAUUUUUUCGAACCUGUACAACAAUCAUUCGAAAUAAAUCUCGCGCUGUGUUACUGAAUGCAAAAGAUCACACACGUACGAGUCAGGGAAUUAUCGCAUCACAUUGGAUAGCAUCUUCCUCCACACGAUAUUAUCCGAACGUUAUAAUAACAUUGUACGAGCGGAAAGCGGGAUCAGUGUCCGACUUGCCAAUGCGAUGCGACCGGACCUGAGCGCACAGUUGCCUACAUUCGUUCGAUUCGCGCGCGCUUCUCCGGUGCAGCCGCGUUGCUCCUCCGGGCGCUGUUCCCGAUCGUUUCCCGUUAUUAUACGUCGCGACGUUGAGAUGCGAAGUGCGUUCGCGGCGGCGAGUAACGAUUUGAAUGCAUUUGUAAGUGUAGUUUACGUAGGUUACAUUAUACAUUUGUUGCAAGAGAAAAUAUAUACAUUGUAUGUUGUGCAGCUGUAAAUGUAUCAGUGUAUGUGUGUGUGUGUGUGUGUGUGUGUGUGUGCGCGCGCUCGCUCGCGCAUGUGUGUUUGUGAAGGGAGGAAACGAUAUAACACCGAUGCAUUUACAAGUACAUUUAUCCAUAAUCGUUAGUCGCUGUUCGCAAGCAUGGCUCGCUCUCAACGCCGUCAACAUACAUACUAUGUCCAUCUGUGUGUGUGUGAAAAAAUGUGUUAAAUAACUUGUAACAUCACAUAUAGUCCGGGGAUCCGGGGGGGGGAAGGGGGUUGUUAGAGGCGGUGGCUGGUCGAAGAGUAGUGGUUUACGAUCCAACAAAUCGGUUGUGCUGGUCGCAUAAACGCCAGCGUUGAUAUAUUAAAUGAGAAACCGUUAAAGCAUUGAACUUACGUCUGACGCUUCAGUGUACUUUUUAUUUCUUUAUGUUUGUCUUACAAAAAGUAACGAAUAAAGAUGUAUCUCGGAUAUCACAUGG
Messenger RNA from Harpegnathos saltator (Jerdon's jumping ant), 2406 nucleotides. RefSeq names its product VAMP-associated protein 33kDa (gene Vap33). Gene Ontology annotation, molecular function: FFAT motif binding. The record is from RefSeq and is a predicted model, not a curated record. Gene Ontology annotation, cellular component: endoplasmic reticulum membrane; plasma membrane. Gene Ontology annotation, biological process: endoplasmic reticulum membrane organization. NCBI's taxonomy places the organism in Eukaryota, Metazoa, Arthropoda, Insecta, Hymenoptera, Formicidae. The transcript has 6 exons. Bases 137 to 934 code for a protein of 265 amino acids.